Messenger RNA from Ichthyophthirius multifiliis, 444 nucleotides. RefSeq lists its product as hypothetical. The transcript has a single exon. Gene Ontology annotation, cellular component: mitochondrial outer membrane. NCBI's taxonomy places the organism in Eukaryota, Ciliophora, Oligohymenophorea, Hymenostomatida. Gene Ontology annotation, biological process: autophagy of mitochondrion; polysaccharide catabolic process. The record is from RefSeq and is a predicted model, not a curated record. Gene Ontology annotation, molecular function: calcium ion binding.
AUGAAAUAAGCUUAAUAAUAAAUAUAAAUAGGAAAAGAAGUAACUGCAGGAUUAAUUUUCGGUUAUCUAGCAGGUUAUGCAAGUAGAGAAGUUAGAAAGUAUGCAAUAUUAAUAACAGGAGGUGCAUUUUGCUUUCUUUAAUAUUUAUCUCAUAAAGGCUAUAUUUCAGUAAAUUGGUCAAAGAUUGAAAAAGAUAUUGUAGAAAAAUUAGAUCAAGAUGGUGAUGGUAAACUUACGACUAAUGAUGCUGUUAUUUUACUUGAUUAAAAUUAAGAUGGAAAAUUAGAUAUGGAAGAUAUUAAAAUAGUAGCUGAUACAGACAGAGAUGGGAAAAUCACGGUUAAUGAUUAUUAUACUAUAAAAAAAGCUAUUAAUAAAAAAUUUCCUAAUUCUGCUGGAUUUAUAACUGCAUAUAUUAUGGGCAUCAAAGGAAAAUUAUGGUGA